AUGGGAAACUUUAUGCGAAUUCUCUCACCAUGUUUUCACAUCAAAGCAUUUGUACCCACAGAUUUCCUCCUUCGACCCAAAAGCUUCUCUUCUCAGCCACCUCUAAGGGCGAAAAUAUCAAAAACCACUGUCGCGCCGCAGCGCUACCCGACCCCGCGAACAUUACGUCACUCGACGGGGCAAAAUCUUUCCACGCUCUCGUCACCACAUGGGCUCGUUCCCAAUCAAGAACUCGUUUUUCUUCACAACAGUAUCAUCUCCAAACACGCAUCCCUCGGCGAGAUCGAUAUGGCUCGCAAGAUGUCCGAUGGAAUGCCGAAAACAAACGCCGUCUCCUAUAAUACCAUGUUAGGCUGCUACGGUCGGGCCAGGUUCAUACACGAAAAUCUCGAACUGUUCUCCGCAAUGUGGAAAUGCAAUUUCGAGCCCACGCAGUUCACUUUUGGUGGUCUUUUCGAGGGAGGGAAACAUUGUGAGGGUGACGUUGGAAAGGCCCGCAGUUCUGGCUCCGGUGCUGCCGGUGGCUGUAUCGUCGGUGAAUGA
Striga asiatica is the source of this 543-nucleotide messenger RNA. NCBI's taxonomy places the organism in Eukaryota, Viridiplantae, Streptophyta, Magnoliopsida, Lamiales, Orobanchaceae. The record is from the annotation of a GenBank genome assembly.